This is a messenger RNA of Folsomia candida, 668 nucleotides long. Its product is annotated as protein SIP5. Lineage: Eukaryota; Metazoa; Arthropoda; Collembola; Entomobryomorpha; Isotomidae. Bases 86 to 520 code for a protein of 144 amino acids. The transcript is spliced from 4 exons. The record is from RefSeq and is a predicted model, not a curated record.
UAGUUUUCCUGCGCAUUUUUUCAUGCUCUGACAAUUUUCAUAGUUCAACAAGAUACCAGAUUCCAUCAAACCCUAACCCGCAGCCAUGAAGCAUACUUUGAUUUUGUGCGCAGUUUUAGCCUUCGUAGCUAUAGCAGUGGCUUCCCCCAUCCCUGAGGAUGAAUCUUUAACACUUUUGGAAAGUGGAGAGGAGGAAUCUGCCCUUCAAGUGUCACCCAUGAUGGCCAUGGCAAAUUCAACAGCCUCUGUUUCAGAUGCAUCAGGUGGAGCUCCAGCACCCGGUCCGAAUGGAACUCCUCCCGGGAAGGGGAAAGGAAAGGGUAAGAAGGAAGAAAAUAUGAAGAAAAGGAAGGAGAAGAAGGAAGCAAACGAAGCCAAAAAGAAGGCAAAACAAGCAGAACGAGAAGCCAAAAAGGCGGCUAAGAAGGCGGAAAAGAAGGCAAAGAAGAAUGGCAAGAAGAACCAGGAGAAUACAACCGCAAGUGGAAAUACCAUGCAAACUGCCGUUAUGCCACAAUAAUCUUUUAUGUAUAUGCAUGAGGCGUUUUGAAUUCGGACUAUUGCCUAACUUGUAAAUUACUUGUGUAUUUAUUUAUAACUUACAAUUUGAUCAAACUGAAUAAUCAAACUUAAUGAAAUUAUACGAUGCUUUCCUUGGUAAAACGUGA